UAAUAGUUACUAUAGGUUGAUUUCAGUAGCUUGAAGCUUCAGACUUUCAAUUGUCUUAUACUCUUAUGCACGGAUGCAUGCGUACGCGGCACAUAGCCAAUUAUUUGUUUACAAAUUACAAAACUGUAUAAUAUAAAGAAAAUUUCCUCUGAAGGUCUGAAAUCUGAGUGCCGGCCGCUUGGAUUGAUCACAACAGGACCUGUCAGGAGUGUUGACCACAGUAUAUAGAAUACGAUAUUAAAUAAUGAUCAUUGACUGGUCAGUCAGUGGGAAGUGGAAAUAUUCUAUUUAUUUUAUAUGUCUAACUGAAGAAUGAUGAUUGAAGAUUGGAUUAUGGAACAUUAAUGCAUUAUUAUAACCAUAAAUAAAGAAGUACCUGCAUCUCCACAUAAACGAGUCCUUGUCUUAUGACACAGUGUGUAACGCAUUAAUGUCUAUAAGGUUCAUACUUUAAUACUUCAAAGUUGAAUACACAGCCUUUAGUAUUUAUACUCGUUUCUUUUAUUAAUCAGUUAUUUUACUACCUGGUGAAUAAAUUCAAGUACCUAUAACAUAGGUUUAUUGUAGUGACAACUUCCCAGUUCUCUUAGACGACAUUGAUUUUUACAUGCUGUGAAAUACGACGAGUCAUCAUGGAAAACCUAGCUGAUAAACAAAUAAGAAUUGCUAGAGCAUUACUAAAUCUUGGUCAUUCAUAUCUGCAUACUGUUGACAUAGAAAAUUCAGAAGAAGAAAGUGAAGAAACUGAAGCGGGGGGAACUGAUAGUGAUGAAGCUGAAAGCGAAGAAAAAGAAGUACAAAAAAAAAUUAAAGUAAAUAAACAACAGAUCAUAGGAGAAAAGCAAGACCAAUUUGAUAAACAAUAUAUUAAUAAAGUAAAUAUGAAACAACAGAAAUUGGAGAAAAAAACAAAGCUAGAAGAUAUACCACAAUACUUUUAUAAUGAUAUACAACAAAAAUCUAACAAAAUUGCUCCUGUUCAGGUUGACACAGAAAAACACGAGAUUGAAAAAAAAGUUGUAAAUAAAUCUUAUCAUGAUGAACAUGAUAAGUUAAGUACUAACUUAUCUAAAGAAUUUAAUAACAGUGUACAAAAAAAGUUAGAAUGUGGAGUAGAAUUAAUUGGAGAAGAGCAAAAUGAGUUAAGUAAGAAACAGCAAAACCUCGAUGUAGAUGGUCAAUCAGAAAUUGUUAAAGAUAAAAAAUAUGAAUGUAAUGAAGAACUAAUUAAAGAUUUUGAAAAAGAAAAACAAGAAAUACAAAUACAAUUACAGAUUGAAGCCCCACCAAUGCCUGGUGCAGAAGUAGAGUUAUACUUAGAUAUACAAGUUGAUUCAGAGUGUCAACAAAAACUUGAUAUAAAUAAACAUGAAGAACUUGGAGAAAAUCAACAAAACAUUGAUAAAGAUAAUCAAAAAGCAUUUUAUGAAAAUUUGAAGCAUACAGUUCACAAAGGUAUACAAUUAUUAAAUAAAAAUGUACAAAUUAAAUUUGAUAAAGUAAAUUUAUCACAGGAUAUUGAAGAAGAUAUUCAAGAUAAAAUAAACAAAGAAUUGAUUCAAAAUAUGGAAGAAGAAGACAUACAACCAAAAUUACAUGAUAAUUUCCAAGAACAAUUUUAUAAUGAAGUGCAACAGAAUGUUAAAGAACUUCAGCAAGAUGAUGAAGAAACCCAAAAAAAUAUAUAUGAAGAUAAUAUGGAUGAAAAUCAUAAAAGGAUAUUACAAGAAAUUGAUUUACUUAUAAGUGAUUUACAAGGUAAAGAAAAAAUAAAGAACAAUGUAAAUGAAGAAGGAGAAGAAGAAGAAGAAUGUGACGAAUUAUUAGCAAUACGAAUUGCAAAAAUAACAAAGGAAAUUGAAGAAUUAGAGUUAGAUAUGGAUCAAAAGCACGAUGAAGAAUUAGAAAAAAAGUAUAAUGAUGAAUUUAAUCGUAUGUUUUCUACAGAAGUCAAAGAAAAGUUCUUAGAAAAACUACUUUUUUCAUUUAAACAAGAAUCUGCACCAUAUUAUAAAAGAAUUGAAAAUUUGCUUAACAUUUAUUUUCCAACUGAAUUAGAUAAAAUUAAUGGUAAAAUAUCGAUAGAUCCUAAUCAUUCCAAAUUUAAUGAAGAUCUUAGAGAAAGGUCUGAUUUAAGUGUUAAUAAGAUUGAAGAAACACAAGAAGAAAUCAAUAAUAAAAUUGAUAAACUUAAGGAAAUAGAAGAAGGGUCUAAUGUUAAUACACACACAUUUGAAAAAGUACUAGAAGAAAUUGACAUAGAAAUGGAAGAAUUUAAGGAUGAAGUAGAACAAGAAAAGUCUGACAUAGAAAACGAAGAUGAAAUACAAGAAGAUUCUGAUGUAGACGUUGAAGGAUUUGAUGACGAAGUAAAAAAAGACUUGGAUUGGAACUUACAAAUAGAGUCUGAAUUAAAUACAGACGAAUCUGAUAGACAAUCAUCACAGGAAAGUGAAGAAGAAAUAGAAAAAAUAAAUGAAGAUAUCAACAUAGUAACUGAAAUAGUUGACGAUUUUGAAACAAUCGAAUCUUCUUCAGUAGAAGAACUUAAUUCAAUUGAUGAAUCUGCUUCUAUGGAAAAUGAAAUUAGUUCUACAGAUGAAAAAUUUAGUUCUACAGAACUAAAACAGUGUAAAAGAGAUAUACAACAGAAGAUUGAUAAAGAAGAACAAAUAAAAUGUAUUGAUAGUGUACAUGAGUUACAAAGAAAUGUAAAUGAAAAAAGUGAUAAUGAUAAAUCUCAGAAAUUUGAAGAUUUGCAUUUACAAAUGGAAAUAGAAAAUAUACAAGAUUUAGAUGAAAUACCUUUAAAAUUGAAAAUACAACAAGAACAGUUAGAAGAAAAAUUACAUCAACAAAUGAAAAAAUUUCAAGAAGAGUUUUAUAAAAAUUCAAAAUUAGAGUAUGAUAAAGAACAACAGUUAAAAGGCAAUACAUUAAAUGACCCUGUUUAUGAUAAACAACAAAAAUUGUUUUAUGAAUUAAAAGACAAAUUUCAAAAAACAAAAGAAGAAUAUAAAGAUUUAGUACAACAAAAAAUGAUUGAAGCAUUACAACAAAAAGUUGAUGAAAAACAGUUGCUAGAAAUGAAAGAAUUUCCAGAAGAGUUUGUUGAGCCAAAUUUAGAAAUAGAAGAUCUUCAUAAGGAAGUUUUGCAAUUAGAACGUGAAUGUACUGAAUUAGAGCCUGAAUUUAGUUAUAAUAUACCGUUAGUUGUUGAUGAAAUACCAAGCAAUAAAAAAAAUAAAAAAGUCAAGUAUAAUUUAUUUGAAAAAUUACAUGAAAUACAUAAAAAGAAAUUAUGUUUUUUUGCUGAUUCUAAAGAGUGGCCUGAAAAAUAUUUAUACCCAUCAUGUUUGCUAGAUGAAUUAUUUGAUGAUCCUUCAGAGGUUAAUCCUAAUGUCUUUGUGAUUACUUUGUACUCUGUAGAUAUAGGUUAUUCAGUUAAAAUAACCAUGAAUAAGGAUAAACCACCAGUUGAAACUUUUUAUAGCUAUGCUGAAGAUUCAAUAUUAGAAUUUGUUGAAAGAGAACAACUUCCACCAUGUUUAUUGCAUUUGUUUGAUAAAGCUGAUCCAAUGUUAUUUUAUAAUGGACGUGUAAUAGCAGAAAUUCAUAAUAAAUAUCAUGCUGAUGAAUCAACAAGAAUUUAUCGAAUUUUAUUGCAUCCUCAUAGUUUGUCCAUUCAGAGUGAUUUAAAUCGAAUAAUUGCUCAAUGUAGUCCUAAACAUUGUUCAUACAAACGAAGAUUAAAGAUUGAGAGUAAAUUGAUUAGAUUAAAUUUCCCAGUUAUGUGCAUGGAUCCAUCACCUAUUGCUGGUUUAACUGUUCAGUUACAACAUCAAUUGUUAAGUCGUCGAACUAUAAUAUUAAAUCCACUAAAAGUAAUAAAUGAUGAUUCUUCUAAGUUUGAAAUGGAUUUAUUAAAAAAGUCGCAAGAAGAUACAUUAUCUGAAACAAAGUUGAAUAAAUCACAAAAAUUAUCGAAAUCAAUGGAGGAUAUUGCUAGUGACAAUAUAAUUCAUCAUCUUUUGUGGAAGUUUGAUUUCCGUCUACUAUCAUUUAAACUUAUUAAAUUGUAUAUUUUUGUUAUAACAGAAACUCGAGAAUACUCUAUGUUAUUGUGUAUGAAUUCAAAAGUUCCACAUGCUCUGAAGAUGAGGUUUAAAAUAAACCUUGAAACAAAUAAGUUAAAAGCCUAUAUUGAUGUGAUAUUAGAAAUUCUGAAAAAAAAAGUUAAUCCUGACAUUAUAGCGGUUCGAAGAUAUAAAAGUGAUGAUAAAUCAGUACCUAGAUCUAUUAUGUGUGUUCCAUUAUUGUUGAGUGACCAUAUUUAUGAACCUAAACCCACGGAUAUUUGUAAGUUGUUAGAAGAGUUGUUAGUAAAUAUACAUAAAUAUCAAUCUAAUCAACAAAAAACUGAUGAAACAAAAAGGCGUUUAAAAGUAAACAAUAAGAUGGAAUCAAAGAAGAAAAGCAUUAAUUUUGGUAGUUCAAAAACAUUAUCAAGAAAUCUAGAAAUUAAUAUAGAUAAAAAAAGGAAGAAACAAGUACAAGCUUUUGAAUCAAAAAAGUCAAUUCCUCAUAAAGUUGAAUCAUCGUUGACAAACACUAUAUCUGUAGAUUCAUUUUCAGCUAAAGAAGUACCUGUAGUAUCAUUAGAACAAUAUUCAGCACUUCCACCAGUGUCAAGUACUACAACUGCCAUGUCAUUUGUACCAAGACAAAAAACAAUAUUUUCAUCUGCUACUUUAAAUACUGAAAAUACUGAUUAUCAAAUAGCAUCUAAAAAUGUACAACAAUUUAAAGAUCACAAUGUUAGCAAAAAUGUUAAAUCUAAACCAGUUAUGCAAUUAAAAACUGAUCAUAAAAAACGUUUGGAAAAAAAUUAUAUUUUACUGGAAAAAUUGUUUAAUAAUACAAGUAUAAACAGUCGACUACCAUUGUACAAAUCUGUAAAUGAUAAUAAAUCAAAAUUAAGUUCUCGUAAUGAUCAAAUGAAAAAUAUAACAGUUGUAAAACAUGUACAUCGUAAUUCAAUCUGUCUGAAAGGUUCAGACGUCACAAUUAACAAAGAUAAAUUGCCUUUAAUAGCUGAUAUAACUGAAGAAAAGUUUUCAAAUGAACCUAAUGAUAUAUAUCAAGAGACCACACAAGUUGAUGAUAAUUCAACUACAAAUAUUGAUAGUUUGUCAAACUUACAAGUCACAUUACCAAACUCCGUUAUUACGUUGUUCCCAUCAUCUUUAAACAAGUCCAAUAAUCAAUACCAGAACAACGAUGUUUCAUUUCAAGAAAUAAAUGUUUCUUCAUUCUCAAAUACUGAAGAUAUCAAAGCUGCUAAGCGAAAACGAUCCUCAUAAAUACAUCAAAUAAAUGUAUAAAUUAUUUUUAAAACUCUGUAAAAAAUAAAGAACAUCAUUAUAUUUUCAUUAGUCACAAAUUACCAUUAGUUUUGCAAUUUAAUGUAUAAUAUAUUAAUUAAUUUUGUUGAAGAUUGUUGUAAAUAGUUCUUUUUCCUAAUGGUUAAAAUACAACAUUAUCCAUGGCCUAUAUGUCCAUUUCUAAUUAUAAUCAA
This is a messenger RNA of Melanaphis sacchari, 5578 nucleotides long. RefSeq names its product myosin-2 heavy chain-like. The transcript is spliced from 12 exons. The record is from RefSeq and is a predicted model, not a curated record. Lineage: Eukaryota; Metazoa; Arthropoda; Insecta; Hemiptera; Aphididae. Bases 633 to 5363 code for a protein of 1576 amino acids.